Archocentrus centrarchus (flier cichlid) is the source of this 1711-nucleotide messenger RNA. It is a transcript of the gene grinab, whose product is annotated as glutamate receptor, ionotropic, N-methyl D-aspartate-associated protein 1b (glutamate binding). The transcript is spliced from 7 exons. Gene Ontology annotation, biological process: negative regulation of apoptotic signaling pathway. The coding region runs from base 196 to 1218 and encodes 340 amino acids. Lineage: Eukaryota; Metazoa; Chordata; Actinopteri; Cichliformes; Cichlidae. The record is from RefSeq and is a predicted model, not a curated record. Gene Ontology annotation, cellular component: membrane; endoplasmic reticulum; Golgi apparatus.
AAACGGAGCCACCUUGAGCUCUGUGCCCAUGUUUUCCUAGGAUGCCUGCUUCGCAUAAAAACUUUGAGCACGUUAGUUUCGAUUUUACUCUUGCGGUUUGGACAGAGCCCAUGGUCUGAAUUACAGCACAGGAAAGCGUGACGCAUUCACGCCGUCUCGAAGUUAUUAGGCAUCUGCUCCCGAUCUAAGGCAGAGAUGACUACCGAGAAGACUGAAUACACUCCUGUGGAGGUGGGAGCAUCUCAACCACCUCUUCCCGGCCAGCCAGCGUUUCCCGUCGCAUUUGGCAUGACCGUGCCAGGCCCAAAUACGCUGCAGGGGCCGGUACCUGGUGUUGGUGUCCUUCCUUACCCUCCACCGACUGCGUUUGCACCAAGUGUCCCGGGAGCUUUCGGAAUGGCCACGAACCCCGAAGGACAGUCAGGAUUUGUUAACCCAUCCUAUCCCGCAUAUCCUCCACCACCCUAUGGAUUUAAUGAAAAUGUUGAAGGAGAUGUUUACCGUAAUGAGGAUCCGCCAGCUUUUCAUGAGAAUCAAGAAUUUGAUUUUGGGUUGGAUAACAAAACCAUAAGAAGAGCUUUUAUACGAAAGGUAUUCUUGGUGUUAACCGCUCAGCUCAUGGUGACAUUCGCCUUUGUGGCUGUUUUCACCUUUGUGAAGGAGGUCAAGGUGUUUGUUGCGGUGAACACGUGGACCUAUUUGGUGUCCUAUGUCGUGUUCUUUGUGUCCGUUUGCGUGAUCAGCUGCUGUGGAAGCGUUCGCCGAAGACACCCCUGGAACCUGGUUGCGCUGUCCAUCUUGACUCUCAGUAUGUCCUACAUGGUGGGAAUGAUCGCCAGCUUCCACCAAACUGAAUCGGUGAUCAUGGCAGUGGGCAUCACAGCAUUUGUGUGCUUCACAGUGGUCAUCUUCUCUCUGCAGACCAAGUAUGACUUCACUUCCUGUUAUGGGGUCCUUUUUGUCUGUUUAAUUGUCCUGAUCGUCUUCGGCUUCCUCUGCAUUUUCAUCCGUGACAAGAUUCUGCACAUCGUCUAUGCUGGACUGGGAGCAUUACUCUUCACCUGUUUCUUAGCCGUGGACACUCAGCUGCUUCUUGGAAACAAGGAACUGGCCCUGAGUCCUGAGGAAUACAUCUUCGCUGCUCUAAACCUGUACACAGAUAUCAUCAACAUCUUCCUCUACAUUCUUACCAUCAUUGGCAGAGCUAGGGGAGGCUGAGCAAAGGGAGAAACAAUCAAAACUCUUUUCACAUAUAGAAGCAGAUUCUGAUCACUUUGAUUUUUGCUUUGUUUUGUAGUGUGUAUUCAUUACAUAGUUAAAAAUUGCUUUUGCGUCACCCAGAGUAAAUGUAGUAUGACAUUAUUGCUCUGAGUAAGACCACACAGUGUCCAGCUUAGAUAUUGCUACAGUUUUCUGCAGUGUACCUAUUGUACAAAAAUUGUAUUUUGGUUUUGAAAUUUGUAUCCUAUGCCAAACAAAACCCUUUAAAAAGCGCAAAGAUUUGUCUAAACUAUCCCCACGUUUUUAGUUAUCCAGAAGAAUGUUUUGUUGAUAUUCAGUUUCAUUAGCAGUUUAUUUGUCAAGUUGUUAAAACUCUAGCAAGUGAACUUUGGGGUUGUUUUGUCAAACCUUUUGCCGGGAUCAAAAGUGAAUCUUUAAUGCUUAACCAAUAAACCAGCAGAGAUAAGAAGGGCUAAAAAAAAAAAAAAAA